Messenger RNA from Cloeon dipterum, 1371 nucleotides. It is a transcript of the gene slow, whose product is annotated as slowdown. The record is from RefSeq and is a predicted model, not a curated record. The transcript is spliced from 9 exons. Lineage: Eukaryota; Metazoa; Arthropoda; Insecta; Ephemeroptera; Baetidae. Gene Ontology annotation, cellular component: extracellular region; cell surface. The coding region runs from base 97 to 1197 and encodes 366 amino acids. Gene Ontology annotation, molecular function: calcium ion binding; signaling receptor binding. Gene Ontology annotation, biological process: anatomical structure development.
GUGCUCUCAUCUACUGCGCUGAUUAUUCGCACACGGCGAGCGGAGCGAGAAGGCAGCAGCCUCCGCUCUCUCCUAAUCCUCCCAGCCAGCAGUCUGAUGUUGGACCUCGCAUUUACGAUGGUCACAGGUGAAAGGGCCCUCGUCUGGCGUCUGCUGCUGCUGUUGCUCGCCCUGACGCACCCCUCAGCCGCCGCAUACUUGAUCGAGGGCAGCCCUGACUCCAUCACGUCCGCCACGACCAGCACCACCACCGAGAAACCGUACACCAAGCACUAUCCAGGGCGCCACGUGUGCACCAAAGAGCAGUCGGUGACUGAGCCAGUGCGCACAAGGGAGUCGUACUGCACCCCUGUCUACAAGUCAUAUUACAUGCCCUGUGAGAGGGGCAUGUGCAGGAAGAUCAGGGUACUUUACGAGACUUCAUACAGAGAUGUGGUCAAAUAUCAGGUAUCUCACAAGACCUCCUACGAGUGCUGUCCAGGAUGGGCUCCAUCGCCAAAGACACACCAAGGAUGCUCAAAAGCCGUUUGCAAAAAGAAGUGUGAGAAUGGGGGAUCUUGCCUGAAACCCGACUUUUGUGGCUGCAGACCUGGAUAUUCCGGACCAUAUUGCGAACAAGAUAUAGACGAGUGCAGUUUGAGACAGCACACUUGCGACCACCUUUGCGUCAACACCUUUGGAAGCUAUCACUGCAAAUGCUACCCAGGCUAUGUGCUCAAGCCAGAUGGAAGAGGAUGCCAACACAAGCACCUUGUCGAGACCACCCCCUUCACUACAACCACGGUCCCAACGACCUCUGCCUUCACCACCACUAAACCAACCACAACCACUUUAAAGCCUCAAGAACGGGACCGUGAGGAACUAGAAGAUUACGAUUUCAAAGUGGAAUAUGUCGACGUUAACAGGAGGAUUAACAAGAUUGAAAGGGUCAUGACACAACCUUAUAAUCAAAGUGAAGAAGGCAAGUCAACCGCUGCCACACUUGAGGUACUUUCAAGACUGAACACUGUGAUUGAGUACCAAAAAAUGUUGAAGACUCGCAUUGACAGUUUAGAAAAGAAAUUGGAGCACUCUCGUAAGCAGAUGAACAGAAGGAAGAAAAAAUUGGCUGGAGAAGAGGAGAUGAAGUUACACCACAUAACCAGACAAAUAGCUGCCAUCAAUCAAAGACUGGAUAACUGUGUAUGCAACAAAUAACAACACUGAGGCGUCUUAACUCUUUAACUCAACUAAAAGAUGACUGGAGUCAAACCUAAUAACGUUCAGCAUUGUACUUUACGUAUCUGAUCUAUUCACUGCCAUACUCCUAUGUUUAAUUUUAAUUUAAGGUGACUUGUAUCUUUUGUAAUAAAGUGUUGCAAAUUACACAGA